Messenger RNA from Punica granatum (pomegranate), 2173 nucleotides. NCBI's taxonomy places the organism in Eukaryota, Viridiplantae, Streptophyta, Magnoliopsida, Myrtales, Lythraceae. The record is from RefSeq and is a predicted model, not a curated record.
ACGGUCGAUCGGCCAGCCUUUCUUCUGCCUCUUCCCGAGCUCGAAGUCUAUUGUUUCAGUGGGAAGCUCGCGAGAUGGGUCUGAGGUUCGAUCUGCUUCUGUUCACGGCGGCCUUGCUUUUCUCACCGGCGCUCUCCGAUCUGGUCCUCUCGAAGGUCGAUCGACGCGUCGAUUUGACGACUCAAGUUGUACGCAUCACCUCAACGCUCAAGGCGGAGAACACAGGUGGCAAUUCUGUAUCAGAAGUGUUGGUGGUCUUCCCUGACCGGCAGGCAAAAACCUUGGCGUACUUGUCUGCAGUCUCCAAUGCAGGGAAGGGAAAAGCGAAAGUUUCUUCGGUUACUCUUCCCGUUAAAGAAGUUGAGCUCAAAGGGAUGCCUCCGUCUUUGGUUGGCUAUUCGGUGUCAUUGCCUGAGCCACUAGGCAAAGGGGAGAGCUUCACUCUGGAUGUAUUGGCUGUGUACGCUCACUCAUUGAAACCCUUCCCUGAGAAGAUUACACAGGCUGAUAUUCAGCUUCUCGUGUUUGAGGACAGUGCCUAUUACCUCUCUCCUUAUGAGGUCAAGGCUCAGUCACUCACUGUUAAACUGCCACAGGCCAGGAUUGAAUCCUACACAAAACUAGAGAACACAAAGAUCCAUGGGUCAGACAUUAAAUAUGGGCCUUAUGAGAACCUUCCGCCAUUUUCCUACUCGCCCAUUGUUGUCCAUUUUGAAAGCAACCGGCCUUUCGCUGUUGCUCGACAGGUGGUACGAGAGAUAGAAAUUUCUCAUUGGGGUAAUGUACAGGUGACAGAGCACUACAACAUUGUUAAUGGAGGUUCUGAGAUUGUGGGGGAAUUUUCCCGGCUUGAUUUCCAGGCCAGACCACACAUUAGGGGCCCAUCAGCUUUCAAGAAUCUUGUUGCAAAAUUGCCACCAAGGGCUCACUCUGUAUAUUACAGGGAUGAAAUUGGCAAUAUUUCAACAUCUCAUCUUUGGGGGGAUUCAAAGAAGACGGAGCUGGAAAUUGAACCUAGGUACCCAAUGUUUGGUGGAUGGAGGACUGCGUUUACCAUUGGUUAUGGUUUGCCACUUCGGGACUUUCUUUUUGAAUCAGAAGGAAAACGCUUCAUCAAUAUCUCCUUUGGUUCCCCCAUAAAUGAGAUAGUCGUCGACACUCUCAUUGUCAAAGUUGUUUUGCCGGAAGGAUCUCGAGAUAUAUCUGUUUCUGCUCCAUUUCCUGUUAAAGAGUCACGAGAGACAAAGUUUUCCCAUUUGGAUCUAGUAGGCAGACCAGUGGUUGUCUUGGAAAAGAGCAAUGUCGUACCUGAGCACAAUCAGUAUUUCCAGGUCUAUUACACAUUCAGCAGUAUCUCGAUGCUCAUGGAACCACUGAUGCUGAUCUCUGGAUUUUUCUUCCUCUUCAUCACUUGCAUUGUCUACAUGCAUGCUGACAUGUCUAUCUCCAAGUCCUCACCGUCUUACUUGGCGAAACUCCAAUGGGAAGAGGUCCAAGCAGUAAUUCAACAGAUUGAUAAUAUUAUCAGCCGCUGCCUAGCAGUCCAUGACAAGCUUGAAGCAUCUUUGCGCGAUCUUUCUAGGACGGGCGAUGUGCAAGCUUGUAAAGCUGCUCGAAAGUUGGGUGACAGUGCUCUAAAGGAGCUCACGAAAGAGCUAAAGCCCUUGCUCUCAUUCUUGCAAUCUUCUUCCCAGGCUGGUCAUGUAGUGUCUAAGGUUGAUGAGUUGGUGACGAAGGAGAGGGAACUGCAGGAGAAACUGAUGGUAAAGCUCUCGACUGUGGUCGAUUGUUAUGAGAAGAAGCUCAGCGGACGGGAAAUCGAGAACCGGAUCAAUGCCCAGCAGCAGAAGAUUACGGCGCUGAGGCAGGAGGUCGAUGAUCUCCUUGAGUUUAUUGAUGAGUUAUGAAAUUUUCAAUUUUAACCUCAAUUGCUCGUGCUUUUGAAGCUCGUACUGUACCCUGUUCCCGAGUCCCUUUGAGAAGUCUUGGUGCUGUUAGGGAUUUUUUUGCCUAGAAUUUUUGCUCUGAACUGAGAUCUACGGGACUAAGUAACUUAAAAAUAUUUCGAGGGUUUUGCUUAGAUAUAAGUGAACAGCGGCGAAUGAUUGAGCUGUAGCAAUUUGCUCUCGUAGUUAUUAGAUCGAUAUAUAUGAUGAUUGACGAGUUGGUGGCC